Molecule: messenger RNA, 5115 nt
Organism: Mus caroli (Ryukyu mouse)
Lineage: Eukaryota; Metazoa; Chordata; Mammalia; Rodentia; Muridae
Source: RefSeq, a predicted model, not a curated record
UCUUUGCACUUUGCUGAGAAUCAGCUAGUAUUUUCUCCUUUACAGGCUUAUGACAACUUAAGUUUGAGUGACCACUUACUAAGAGCAGUACUAAAUCUCUUGCGGAGGGAGGUUUCAGAGCAUGGACGUCAUUUACAGCAGUAUUUCAACUUGUUCGUAAUGUAUGCCAAUUUAGGAGUGGCAGAGAAAACACAGCUGCUCAAACUGAGUGUACCUGCUACCUUUAUGCUUGUGUCCUUAGAUGAAGGUCCUGGUCCUCCAAUUAAAUAUCAGUAUGCUGAAUUAGGCAAAUUAUACUCAGUAGUGUCACAGCUCAUCCGCUGUUGCAAUGUCUCUUCAAGAAUGCAGUCUUCGAUCAAUGGUAAUCCUUCUCUUCCAAAUCCUUUUGGUGAUCCUAACUUAUCACAACCUAUAAUGCCAAUUCAACAAAAUGUGGUAGACAUUUUAUUUGUGAGAACAAGUUAUGUGAAGAAAAUUAUUGAAGACUGCAGUAACUCUGAUGAGACCGUCAAAUUGCUUCGCUUUUGCUGCUGGGAGAAUCCUCAGUUCUCAUCUACUGUCCUCAGUGAACUUCUUUGGCAGGUUGCAUAUUCUUAUACUUACGAACUCCGGCCCUAUUUGGAUCUGCUUUUACAAAUCUUACUGAUUGAAGACUCUUGGCAGACUCACAGAAUUCAUAAUGCCCUUAAAGGAAUUCCAGAUGACCGAGAUGGGCUGUUUGACACAAUUCAGCGUUCUAAGAAUCACUAUCAAAAAAGAGCAUACCAGUGUAUAAAAUGUAUGGUAGCCCUCUUUAGCAGUUGUCCUGUUGCUUACCAAAUCCUGCAGGGCAAUGGAGAUCUUAAAAGGAAAUGGACGUGGGCAGUGGAGUGGCUUGGAGAUGAACUUGAAAGAAGACCAUACACUGGCAAUCCUCAGUACACUUACAACAAUUGGUCUCCUCCAGUGCAAAGCAAUGAGACAUCAAAUGGCUAUUUCUUAGAGAGGUCACACAGCGCUAGGAUGACACUUGCAAAAGCUUGUGAACUCUGUCCUGAGGAGGAACCAGAUGACCAAGAUGCCCCAGAUGAGCAUGAAUCACCUCCACCAGAAGAUGCUCCGUUAUACCCUCAUUCCCCUGGAUCUCAAUAUCAGCAGAAUAACCAUGUGCAUGGACAGCCAUAUACAGGCCCAGCGGCACAUCACAUGAACAACCCUCAGAGAACUGGCCAACGAGCACAAGAAAAUUAUGAAGGCGGUGAAGAAGUGUCCCCUCCUCAGACCAAGGAUCAGUGAAAUGCACAUAUUAACUGGUUCCAUCAAGACUGUGCACCCAGGCCUUACAGUCCAACUUUUUUUCUGUGUCUGGCUAAUAUUUCAAACUAGAAAAACUAUUCCUAAUCAACUUGGAGUGGAGAGUUUAUUCAUUGUCUUAUCUGCAGAAAUUUGCUGUCAAUAUAUAACCCGCCUGCAGUGGAAAGUGUAUAGUGUUUUGUAAUAAAUGGCCUGAUGCUAAUGUGUAAAUGGCAAAGGUGUAUAUAGUAUAUUAAUGUUUGACUGUUAAUUCUUAAGCAAGAAUUUUUUUUUCUUCAUGAGACUCACAGAUCUACAGAACUACAUUAAUUUUCUUGUUAUACCUACUGCUCUCUGCAGCCAGUGUUGCCUACCUUGUGGCAGUUGGAUCACCUCCUUUACAAAAACAAAAAGUAAAUCAACAUCAACAAAACAGCCCAUUCAUUCAUGUCACACCAAUAGUUUCCUGUUCAUUGUUUGCCACUUGGAGUCAAUUUUACUAUGAGCAAUGUAAGGCUGAUUACCUUUGAUUUAUUUGGUUGAUGUGGAAAAUUGGUGAUGUACUAUGUUUCUAGUCUUUCUCAUUGCCUUUUUAUUCUGAUGUUAGGUUAAUCACUUUGAAGCUAUAGAUAUGCUGUAACAUUUAGCAUGGCUUCACACAAGUUAGUGUAGCCAGUGAAGAAAUAUUACCAUAAUGACUGCAGUUGUCCUGACAUGACACCUGCAUUGCUCGGAGCUUUCCUUCUUAAACCCUAGAUUAUAAAAUACAGACUGAGGGAGAACUGUGGCAAGGAAGCAGUUCUCAGUUACACACGUGUUCUUCUCAUGUUUGACAAUGUGAUCUCUGGGUAGAAUAAAGAACACUUAAGCUUAUUGACUUGGUAAUGGGAAUUUUGAAAGAUUUAAAACAAAUACACAAAAAUUUGCUAUGCCAGUAUGCUGGCUGGAGCCUAGUAGACUGUAUUUGGUGUGCUUGUUUCGUUCUUUGCUAGAGCUUACUAAGUGACUCUCUUUCAAACUGUCCUUCCUUCUGCUGGAUCCCAGUGCUGUGGAAGUCCUCAGAAUCCCACAAUCUUUGGAGUACCUCUGCACCAAGGUCUCUGGCUGAUUCUCUGCUCAGUCAUAAUUUUACUUGAAAGCAAAAAUUGUCCAAGCUCCUUUUUCAUUCCAAAAAUUUUAACAUUCAAAGCAGGGUCUAAUUUAAGAAAUUACUGGUAGUUAAUAUAAUUAAGGAAUUAAAUUUUAGAAUAAACAAUUUGAAUAAAGAUAAAGGAAUCAGUUAAAGCUGUGUUUCAAAGAAAAUUGGUGAUUUGAAUAUGUGUAAUUUUUUUGGAACCUGUCUAAAACCAAAUGCCCCUGCAAACAGAUACAGCCUACCCUAUUUAAAUAUUUUGCUGUUUUAUUUUAUAGAAAUUAUUUUGCUGAAUUUGCAAAUAGAAUUUGAUUUAAGAAGAACUUUUUGUCCUGUGGUAUGUUUGGGGGUUUUGAUACCUUCUCUGUCUGCCUGUCUCUCUCUUUUUGAGGACUGCAUAUUUCUGGAAAGCUGAUUUCUAUGCAUAGCAUGUGUAGACAUAACCAGCAAUGAAGAUUUUAGUCUCAUUAAGUUUUUGUGCACAGAAAGAUGGGGGUCUUUGGCUCUUUACUAAAGACUUGGAGAACCGGAUGUUGAUGCUGUAAAAGUUCCCUAACAAUCAAUCUUGUACUUUUUGUAUGUUUUUAUAUACAUGUGUAUUUAAUGAGCACAAGCUUGGUUGUAUUUUUUACAAUUCAGUUGAUAGGAAAAUGUUUUAAGGCUAUAGUUGGCAUUGAUCAAAGCAGAAGCAAAAUUGAGCAUUGUUAUUUUGUGAUUUAAAAGGGGCAGUAUUUAAGAUAAAGGUUUAGGUAUCUUAUUUGCAGUAUUCCACAGUUCUGCUUCUAGACUUCCUGUAAUUUUAGCAACCUUUGACACCAGAUUCUGUUUACAUCAGAAUUUGCUUUUGUUUCGGUUUUUGGAGCCUGGGGAUCCAGAACCUGAAGUACUCCAGGCAAGAGCUCUACCAUUGAGCUGCACCUCCAGCCUGAAUUGAAGUUUGAACAAAGUACAGUGUUUGCAAUUCCAACUGGAAGUUUUUUAAAGUUCUUCAAGUAGUAAAGUAGGUUAGCUUUGUUUGGAUGAGUAACUGGUACUAGUUAUGUUAUCUUACCAUCUGACAUGCAACUUUGGUAUUUUCUGCUUCUUAAGGAAAUUAUGAAAUAUGUAAAACUUAGUGACUUCCUAGGUAAGAAGAAAACUUGACAUUUUCAAAGGCUGUGAAUUUUUCUUGGAGGGAUUCUACCCCCGACCCCCAGUAGUUGCUUUAAGUGUAUAAGCCCACCAGUUCCACAUGAUGGGGGCUUAUGGAGUCAUGGUUCCCCUCAUUUGAGGAAGAGUGGGCCUGUGUCGUGACCAGGAGUGAGGGAAGGUGAACAGAGUUAUUUUUGUUUGUUUGUGCAAAUUAUUUUCUAUAUUAACUCUUUAAGCAUUAAUGUAUAACCGGAAAUUUUAAGAUGCAUGUUAUUGUAAGAGCAACAUAGUGGUGAUUUUGAGGUCUUUCUCUAAAACAUAAGUGGCACAUUUUAAAUUUCAAGUCUUAAAGUGCCUGAAAGUUAUUUGAUUCUCUCAACUAAUUUCUUUUGAGCCAUAUGUUUCCUCCUUUAAAUGUUUGUUGCAGAAUCACUAGUCUUCGUUUGAAGUACUCCCACAUUUCUAAAUGGCAUGAUUGCUCUAUUGAAGACAGUAGAAUCUGUUAACGUAAGACUGAAGAGAUUUUAUUGUGCAACUGUGUAAACUGGGGCUUUGCCCAGUCGGAUCUAAGUAUUUUUGUGUACAACUUGGUAAACACCAUAUUGCUGCUGUUUCUAAACCCUCCACCUACCGAAUUCUCAUGUUCAGCAUCGCAGAGGCAGAAAUACAAGCAUAAUCAUAUAUGGGCUUUGUUUCUUUUCAUUGGUUUUUCUUAGUGAUGAUUUCCCAGCUUUUUUUUUUUUUUUUGUCUCUUAGCUAUAAUUAUACAGACCUAGAAUUAUUCAAAUGUUUUCUAUUUUCAUGAUUAACUUUUAUUAGUGGACAAUAACAACUUAAGUCUUUAAUCCUCAUAUUGGUUAAAAACAUGAGGAGCCUUUUUUAUUUGAAUUACUUUUAUAAAAGAAAGCAAGAGUCUGAAUAUUCAGGUGACUACUUUGGCAUAGUUCGGGGUUUUAUUAGUAUUUUUCCAGGUUAUGUUUUCCCAUGAACUAUUAUACUUUGUUAAUUUUGUGCUUAAUUUGGUGACUAUAUCCUGCCUUAUUUAGGAUUUUAGAAAAUUGCCUUUUUGCGAUAAGUGCCCAGUUUUUAUUUCUAGUUUGAAGGUACGAGGACAUACAGACUGCUGAUCAAGGAAACCAGCACCCCUUUGCCCCAGCUUAUGUGUUUCCAACAAAACCAUUCUCAGUACUGGUUUCAUUGUAGGGCCCAACCACAAUUGGUCCUGCAUCUACACGAGUGUUGCAUAUUUGAAAAGGGUUUGGGUGCGAUAAAUCACUACAGAAGUGCUGAAUGUAUUAAGAACUCGCUGCCGAUUGUAUUUCUAAUGAUUAUUUUGUGUUUGCAGAAGUAUGUAGCACUUGUCCUCCAAGCUUUCAGGUGUAAGGGGGAAAGGUGAACCACAUUUUAAAGUCACUAAUGAGUGCAAUUUUUUUUUUUGGAAUUGGGGUUCCCAAAAGGAAAUUUCACCGCCCAAAUCUCACAUACUUCUUAGCCUUUUACAAGCCAACAGAUUGACAUAAAGAUUGUCCGCAGUUCGUAAGAUCUAGCACAUAUACAAAAAUAAAACUUUAUAAAUUAAA